AUGACAUCAUCCAUCGACGUUGUCCAAUACCCAGGAAAUGGCAUCCACGCUGAAGAGGUUGACGUGGAAAACAAAUCCACUUCAUCGAGUCCUUUGGAGCAUCCACGAGAUAAAAGUUACGCUUCUUCUGUAUCCGGUAGCGUAACGAUCGUCGAAAGUUUACCGGAACACCGUCAAAUGAUUGAAGAAGAGAAAGAUAAAUCAAAACGUAAAAAAUCAAAAUCUCGUGGUCUCCGUCAUAUACUAAAAAGAGAAGAAAAAGAUACAGUAACAGAAAAGCUAGAGUCAAAACAAAGAUCAAAUGAUGAGAAAAAAAGCGAAAGCUUGGCUCGUACAUUAUCAGGAAUGUUUAGUCAUAAAUCUAAAUCUGAAAAGGAAAAACGUAAGGACAUUGUGGAUAAUAAGAAUCGUAUUGUCCCUAGGCAAACCAAUGAUGGUAGUGAAAUUAAGUCAAAAAAUCGUCGUAGUUUUAUUUUUUCAGAUAAUGAAGAUGAAGCUACGGAACAUGCGAAAAGAGAUAAAAGAACAAAUAUUAACGAUUCUCCACUUUCAGAUAAUGAGAAUGGUUUAAACAAGUCAAAGAAUGGUAGAAAAAAUCGUAUUAGUUUGAACAUUGAUAAAUUAUUAGGACUUGAUGAUGACCAUAAGCACAAGAAUUUUAAUAAUAAUAACAUAACGGAUUUGUUCCUUCCAGAAACUAACGGUUCCCCUAUUAAAACUUAUAAAGGGCGUAUUGACUCCUCCGGCUCUGUCGGUGGACGAGAUUCUCCUGUUUCAAUAUUAAAACGAACAUUGAUUGUACCUAAUCAAACCGAUUCUCAAACUUCGCAUACAACCACUUUUGCCCCUUCAGUUCCUGUAAUUAAUGAUCAUUCUCAGGAAACUAAGAUUGAAUCUGUUGAAUCUGUUGAACAGAAAGAUGAAAUUAAGGUUGAACCUGUUGAGCAGAAAGACGAAACUAAUAUUGAACAGAAAGAUGGAAUUAUUGUUGAACCGUCAGAACAGAAGAAAGAUGAAAUUAAGAAUGAACCUGGUGAACAAAAAGAUGAACAGAAAGAUGAAGUAAAUAUCGAACUUGUUGUACAGAAAAAAGAAAUUAAUAUUGAGCCUAUUGUGCAGAAUGAAGAGUUUAAUAUUGAACCUGUCGAACAAAAUGAAGAGUUUAAGAUUGAACCUGUUGAACAAAAUGAUGAAUUCAAAGAUGAUGACCUUGAUUAUCCUUCCACUCCUGCUACAUCUGUUAACGAGGAUCUAUCCGUUAAUGAACAAGAGUUAAAACUUGUCUCUCAAGUUUCUUCUGACAGUCUUAGUAAUGAAAUUAUAAGAGAAGGUUCCUAUUAUCAGGUCAAUAAAGCUGAAAUUAGUAACAAUAUAAAAGAUCCAAUUGAUGUUGAAAUUACUAAUGAAGAUGGCUUAAAUGAUUCUGACCAAGGUGCAACUUCUAUAACGACUACCACACAAUUAAAUUUCCAUGAACACGAACAUUUGUCAUCAACAUCACCGUCUGAAUCAUCUGCGGUGUCUAAAUUCUUAAUUUCUAACAUCAAUACUGAUAGUAGAAUUCAGAAUUCUUUAAAUCAUGAUAUUGAUCACAAUAAUAAUAACCUUGAAGAGGACGAUAUUAAACGUGAACAGGUUUAUCAUAUUGAGAAUAAAAUUAUAAAAACACCUCAAAUUGUAUCUCCAAUUCCACAAAUUAUUGAAAAACAAGUUAACAUUACUCAAGAGAAUCCUCAUAUUCAAAAGCUCGAAGAACUUCAAGCCGCAAAUGAAUCUUUAAACAAUGCUAAAAUCCAACUAGAAUCCAAACUCCAAGAACAAUCACAACAGAUAGCUAAAUUAACAUCAUUGGAAACUAUCAAUGAAUCCUUAACUAACUUAAAAAACCAAUUAGAGUCCAAAAUUCAGGAGCAAUCGCAACAGAUCGUUAAAUUAACUUCAUUAGAAUCAACCAACGAAACUCUGAUCAAUGUAAAAGACCAACUAGAAUCCAAAGUUCAGGAGCAAUCACAACAGAUUGCUAAACUUACUUCACUAGAAUCGGUAAUGGUUCGUCAAUUUGAAGUUGCUGAACGAAUGGAAGAAACUAUGAGACGAUUAGAAGCAAAAGUAAAUUAUCAAAAAGAAGAGUUUGACGGAUUAUUAGCCGGUCGUAUGGAAGAUACUAUUCGACAAUUAGAGUAUAAACUUAAUGAACAAAGUAAAGAGGUAGAAGGACUAAAAUCGAUCGUAGGACAGUUGUGCUCAAAAAACUCGUCCACAAGUCUUGAUAGCGGCAGAGCCGACACCCUUGUGAAUACAUUGGUGGUUAAACCAUUGGUUAAUACUAUCACGGUUUCAGCUAGUAUUGCUACAUCAGUCCUGUAUGCAGUCUACGUGAGACCUGUUGUAGGUCUUGUAAAAGUCGUUAGACACGGACUAUAA
This is a messenger RNA of Dentiscutata heterogama, 2424 nucleotides long. The record is from the annotation of a GenBank genome assembly. Lineage: Eukaryota; Fungi; Glomeromycota; Glomeromycetes; Diversisporales; Gigasporaceae.